CAGCUGCCAGCACCAUGGAGAUUGUGUACGUGUACGUCAAGAAGCGCAGCGAGUUCGGGAAGCAGUGCAACUUCGUGGACCGCCAGGCCGAGCUGAACAUCGACAUCCCGCCCAACCCCGAGCUGGCCGAGCUGUUCGUGGAGCGGAACCCGGUAGACAAGGGCAUCCAGUGCUCCACCAGCAUGUCAGAACACGAGGCCAACACAGAGCGGUUUGAGAUGGAGACCCGGGGAGUCAACCAUGUCGAGGGUGGCUGGCCCAAGGAUGUGAACCCUCAGGAGCUGGAGCAGACGAUCCGCUUCCGGAAGAAAGUGGAGAAGGAUGAGAACUAUGUCAAUGCCAUCAUGCAGCUUGGCUUGAUCAUGGAGCACUGCAUCAAGCAGAACAAUGCCAUCGACAUCUACGAGGAGUACUUCGACGACGGCGAGGAGGUGGAGGUGACCGAGGAGGCCCCUUCGGCGAAAACCAUCAACAUUUUCAGGGACCCCCAGGAAAUCAAGCGGUCAGCCACACACCUCUCCUGGCACCCUGAUGGCCAUAGGAAGUUGGCAGUGGCAUACUCCUGCUUGAAUUUUCAGCGGGCACCUGUGGACAUGAGCAACGAUUCAUACAUCUGGGACCUGGAAAACUCCAAGGCUGAGCUUGCUCUGAAGCCGUCUUCCCCACUCAUCACCUUGGAGUACAACCCCAAAGACUCCCACAUACUCCUAGGGGGCUGCUACAAUGGCCAGAUAGCCUGCUGGGACACGCGGAAGGGCAGCCUGGUGGCGGAGCUGUCUGCCAUCGAGUUCAGUCACCGAGACCCCGUGUACAGUACCAUCUGGCUGCAGUCAAAGACGGGUACCGAGUGCUUCUCGGCAUCCACGGAUGGGCAGGUCAUGUGGUGGGACAUCCGGAAGAUCAGCGAGCCCACCGAGGUGGUGAUUAUGGACAUCUCCAAAAAGGAGCAGUUGGAAAAUGCCCUGGGGGCCAUUUCCCUGGAGUUCGAGUCUACUUUGCCGACCAAGUUCAUGGUGGGCACCGAGCAGGGCAUCGUCAUCUCCUGCAACCGCAAGGCCAAGACGUCAGCCGAGAAGAUCGUGUGCACCUUCUCCGGCCACCAUGGCCCCAUCUACGCCCUCCAGAGAAACCCCUUCUACCCGAAGAACUUCCUGACCGUCGGCGACUGGACAGCCCGCAUCUGGUCGGAAGACAGCCGGGAGUCGUCCAUCAUGUGGACCAAGUACCACAUGGCUUACCUCACUGAUGGCGCCUGGAGCCCAGUGAGGCCGGCGGUUUUCUUCACCACCAAGAUGGAUGGAACCCUGGACAUCUGGGACUUUGUGUUCAAGCAGUGUGACCCCGCCCUCAGCCUGAAGGUGUGUGACGAGGCCCUCUUCUGCCUCCGGGUGCAGGACAACGGGUGUCUCAUUGCCUGUGGCUCCCAGCUGGGGACAACCACCCUCCUGGAGGUCUCCCAUGGGCUCUCCACCCUCCAGAAGAAUGAGAAGAACAUAGCCUCUUCGAUGUUUGAGCGUGAGACCCGGCGGGAGAAGAUCCUGGAGGCCAGGCACCGAGAGAUGCGGCUGAAGGAGAAGGGCAGGGCGGAGGGCAGGGACGAUGACCAGAGGGACGAGGAGCUGGCCGCAGACCUGCAGGCGCUGGUCAGCAAGGCCGAGGAGGAGUUCUUCGACAUCAUCUUCUCGGAGCUGAAGAAAACGGAGGCAGAUGCCACCAAGAAGCCAGUGCCUCAACAGCCAAGUUCAGAGGAAGACCAGGAGGCGGAGGGAGAGAACGUCGUGGAGAAGGAAAGGAGUGAGGAGGAGACGUCCGCCUAG
Messenger RNA from Carlito syrichta (Philippine tarsier), 1817 nucleotides. RefSeq names its product dynein axonemal intermediate chain 2 (gene DNAI2). The transcript is spliced from 12 exons. The coding region runs from base 15 to 1817 and encodes 600 amino acids. NCBI's taxonomy places the organism in Eukaryota, Metazoa, Chordata, Mammalia, Primates, Tarsiidae. The record is from RefSeq and is a predicted model, not a curated record. Gene Ontology annotation, cellular component: outer dynein arm. Gene Ontology annotation, molecular function: dynein heavy chain binding; dynein light chain binding. Gene Ontology annotation, biological process: cilium movement; outer dynein arm assembly.